Messenger RNA from Pelecanus crispus (Dalmatian pelican), 495 nucleotides. The record is from RefSeq and is a predicted model, not a curated record. NCBI's taxonomy places the organism in Eukaryota, Metazoa, Chordata, Aves, Pelecaniformes, Pelecanidae.
AAGCAUUUGAUUACCCCUCUCCUUGGAAGGGACAGGAACAGAUGUACAAGCUGGACAUAGGCUGGCCUAAAAUUCCAGAGUACUUCACUGGUCAAACAUUUUGUGUUGCUGUUGACUCUCUUCAUGGUUUGGUCUAUGUGGGACAAAGGGGAGAGAAUGUACCAAAGGUACUUGUAUUCUCAGAGGAAGGUUAUUUUCUUUACUCCUGGAAUAAUACAGUUGAAAUGCCUCAUGGUAUCUUUGUACUGAACACCGCAACAGAUAGUUCAGUAUGGAUCACAGACGUUGGAACAGGCAAAUAUGGGCACACCGUGAAACAGUAUAGCCCUUCGGGUAAACUUAUGCAGAUCUUGGGCACACCAGGUAAUGCUGGUUCAAGUUUGAUUCCCCUACAAUUUGAUCAACCAGCAGAGGUCUUUGUAGAGGAAAGUGGAGAUAUGUACGUUGUGGAUGGAGACGGAGGAAUGAAUAACAGAUUGCUCAAACUAUCCGACG